CCAGCAGCGGUGGGAGCCGAGGAGGAGGAGGAGGAGGAGGAGGAGAGGGAGCGACACUGCUGGAUGUGAGCUCGGACUGUGGAGCGCGAGGACCGCGGGCUCGCCUUAACCCCACUUACGGGCCGCUGCUCCACACAGAAGACGAAGCACUAAUGAGCAGCCGUCAGCCUUUAGAUGAGUAAGACACAACAAAGGAACCUGAGCAUCAAGAGUCCACACUAACAGUGGUACGCUGGCACAUCCUCUGGAGGCUCCUCAGUGACGCACAUUCUCCAACAUGAAUCGCGCUUUCAACAGGAAAAAAGCUGCUCGUAAAGAUGCCCUUUUAUGCAGCAACGGGGGAAAAGAAGAUUGGGCCUCACACCUCACCUGCUUUAAUCAGACCAGAGUGUGCUGAUGCAUUAAAACAAUGCCAGCCUAGCCGUCACGCUGCCACUGUGUCAGCUCCCACCGCUCGCCUUCCUGUUUCUUCACACCCUGGUAGAAUUUCCUGGUGCCCAGCGGUAGAAUUAGUGGGACAUACGGUCCAGUACCACAGACCGGAACAGCUGCAAGGUUUCACUCCCGCAGAGAGCACCUGUUGCGUGUCUCCCUGCCACCUACGAUAAGACAUGGAUGCACACUCCAGACGCUCUGGCCAAGCAUUAUAUACCCUACAAUGCCAAGUUCCUUGGAAGCACAGAGGUUGAAGCACCAAAAGGCACGGAGGUUGUGAAGGACGCCGUUAGAAAGCUGAAGUUUCAGAGGCACAUCAAGAAAUCCGAGGGACAGAAGAUCCCCAAGGUGGAACUGCAGAUCUCCAUUUAUGGCGUGAAAAUACUAGAGCCCAAGACAAAAGAUGUGCAGCACAACUGUCAGUUACACAGGAUAUCGUUCUGUGCAGAUGACAAGACCGAUAAAAGGAUAUUCACUUUUAUUUGCAAAGACUCGGAGUCCAACAAACACCUGUGCUACGUGUUUGACAGUGAGAAGUGUGCAGAGGAAAUAACUCUGACUAUUGGCCAGGCCUUUGACCUGGCCUACAAGAAGUUCCUGGAGUCUGGAGGCAAAGACGUGGAGACCAGGAAACAGAUCGGAGGCCUGCAGAAAAGAAUCCAAGAACUGGAAACAGAAAACUGUGAGUUAAAGAAGCAGCUCCAGGACCUGGAGGAGCAGCUGAUGAUUGCUCACGUGCCACCGCAGCUGCACAUGAACGCAGCUAAUGAGGCGUACGCGCUGCAGAGGCCCUCCUCUCUCUACUGGUGCCACAGCAUCACGUCGCUCUCCUGUCUGGAAAUCUCCUCUGUAACGCUCACGCCUAUGAGCUCGCCAGAGUCCAACCUGUCCACCGGGCUACUAACUCCUCCGCCUGCCAAACCUGCUCCUCUUCCUCCUAAGCCUAGUGAGGGAUGCAGCAUCCCACGGCCUCGCGCGGGGAGCAUCUCCAUUAAACCACAAUCCACGGACAUAUUUGACAUGGUUCCUUUUUCCCCUGUGACUCCACUGAUUUCCACCCUGGCCAGCAAUGGCUGCCCACCACCGCCACCGACCACACUGCCACCAGACAUAAGGAAAGACUUGUUUGGAGCUGAGCCAUUUGAUCCGUUCACAUGCGGCGCAGCUGACUUCCCUCCAGACAUUCAGUCCAAGCUGGAUGAGAUGCAGGAGGGGUUCAAAAUGGGACUGACCUUAGAGGGCACCGUGUUCUCCCUGGACCCGCUGGACAGCCGCUGCUGAUGCCAAGAACAUGCUCUUUGUCGCAUACUUUUAACUUGUUUGUAUGAAGAAGUGCCAAAUUCCACUCCACAGAGUCAAGAUGUCACCGUUUACGUCUUGAGGUUUAUAUGCAUUUGCAUUUCGAUUGGUUUUUUGGAUAAUUUAAGGUAAACUCAGAUCCAUUGUAGAAAAGAACUAUUUUUGUAAGAAAAACAGCAAAAAAAAAACUCUUGAAGGAGUACUUCUGAGUAUUGAUGCUUGCACAGACAGACAGACAGAGUUGUACUGGAAUUCGUUGAGCGGUAUACUGUGGACCAUGCACCAGCUGUCUGCCAAACACCAGCUGGUGAGAAAUAGAGAAGAAACCUGCACCAUUAACCUUCAGCCAUAACGUCAUGAGCAGUAGCUCCUUUUAUGCGACAAGUCGCACAAUAUGUACUUAAUUAUACCAGCUGGAUACUUUUUAGCUCGCCUAUGUUAUCAGCGUGGUUUUGACCAUUCCAGUAUUUACUGUGUGUCUUAAUUUGCUUUCUUAUACAGUCAUUUCAGACCCUUCUCUCACCAAGAGGCACUUUUGUUGGGCAACCCCUGUCCAUCUGCAGUGCUAUUAUAUUUACUUUACUUUUAGAUCCAUUGACUUUGAUGUUACAACUAUUAAAGAAAAUCCUACUGCAAAAAACGGA
Molecule: messenger RNA, 2378 nt
Organism: Betta splendens (Siamese fighting fish)
Lineage: Eukaryota; Metazoa; Chordata; Actinopteri; Anabantiformes; Osphronemidae
Gene: gulp1a
Product: GULP PTB domain containing engulfment adaptor 1a
Exons: 14
Coding region: 616-1716 (366 amino acids)
Source: RefSeq, a predicted model, not a curated record